Zootermopsis nevadensis is the source of this 17332-nucleotide messenger RNA. The record is from RefSeq and is a predicted model, not a curated record. Lineage: Eukaryota; Metazoa; Arthropoda; Insecta; Blattodea; Termopsidae.
ACAUUGUUUUUCCACUGGUUUGCGAUAUUCUUAAAGGCGUGACGUCAUACCAAAACAUGCCACGCCGUAAGGGACAAGGAAUCUCCCCUACAAAGAGGACAACACACAACAGAGAUGACCUUCAGUCGAAGAAGAAGGCAGUUGACAACAACGAGGAUCCAGGAGGUGGUGGUGUGGUAUAUACAGGAAUGGGGGGUGGUAAUGGAGUUCCAAAUGAUGACAGCUAUUCAUCCUCUAACUCUUCCAAGUUGAUGGACAUUACUUCAUCCUCCUGUGAUCAUAAUAACAGCAAGUACCUGCACAAGAAGUUCAAGAAAAUGGCAACAGCUUCACCUGUUACUGCUCCUUCCCAAGAGAUCGCUGCCAAUGACACUGUCAUCAAUGGUAUUGUGUUUGGUCCUGUAAGGACAGUUGAACCUGCUAUUGCAUUGUUCAAGAUAUCAGAUUCCUUCAUCAAAACACCAAAAACUGUCACUGUGACUGAAGGGUUAAAGGGUAGAAUAGGAUUUGAAAGUAGGUCUUCACCCAAAGCUACAUCAAGAGGUGCCUCUCCUUCAGUGUUGAUGACAACUACAGUUCUUCCUGCACCCCUUCUUGCACCUGUUUCUUCAAACAGUUCUUCAUCUUCUUCUUCAUCAUCAUCAUCAUCAUCAGUGCCUCAGCAGGGACGUUAUGUGUGUCCAUACUGCAAAUUAGCAUGUGCCAAGCCCAGUGUACUCCAAAAGCAUAUCCGUGCCCACACAAACGAACGACCUUAUCCCUGUGAACCAUGUGGAUUUGCUUUUAAAACAAAAAGUAACUUAUAUAAACACUGUCGAUCAAGAGCACAUGCUCUGAAGAUGGAGGAGGAAGGUUCCAACAAUGGGACAAAAUUCAACUUGCCAUCUGCCGAGUCAUCGGAUGUCGAGGAUGAUGAGGAUGAGAACUACAGCAACAGUACUCCACCACCGUCAUCUAUAAAUAAUGCUUCGACUACAGCUAACACAACAGCUCACUGUAAUGACUUCAGUUUAUCUUCAAAUAUCCCCAGCUACAUUACAGCUACUACAACAGUAACUACUGCCACAACAAUCAGUACAAUAUCAGCUGUGUCAUCAACCAGUGAAAGUACCAACAGUCAAGACAAACCAAGACAAAUCUACAAACCUAAAUUCCACAAAGCAGCUUUGUACCAAGAAGAAGAGCAGCAGCUAGCAGCAGAAAUUGCAAUGACAGCUAAAAUUAAAACAGUCCCUAGUAACACCGUCAUUACUACUCAGUCAUCAUCUUCAUGCCUCAAGACUCCAUCUCCAGCCCAUUUUACUCCAACAUCCUCCCUGAUCUCCAGCCUGAAGACCCCAUCUUCUCCAAGCCCAGAGUUACUCCAUCAGCACAUCAAUAAGAUAAUUAGUGAUAACCAAGCAAUUGUGGAAACUGUAGACCCACAUUGGUCUAAGAAGUUUCUUCAGCGUCAGAGUAGCAGAGAGCAGUUGAGGGAAGGAUCACCUCGAAGUCCCUUAUCACCUGCAUCUUCUCCAGGAAUUGAUGUAGCAACACAGUGGCCCAAAAAAUUCUUCCAUCGUCAAAUGUCACUUAAUGAAUCAGAGAGAGUUAAAUUAUCUUUUCAACAGGCAUCACAGUCAAAACUUGCACUUGCCCUUCUUCAGCCCAGUAAUAGGCAUGAGUCAGCUUCAUUGUCACCAAGACCUUUAGAGAGUCCUGUAUCAACUGUCUCAACCACACCAGAUCAAUCAUUAUCAUAUCAGCAACCUCUGAAUCUCUCAACAACGCACAACACAAGCAGCAAAAUAAAUAGUGAGGAUCCCAACUCCAAUGUUCAUCGAAAACGUUGUUUCUCUGAAGGCUUUUCAAACACUGGAGCUGUAAAGAACCAAACUAUGAAUUCAGCUACUGUUCUCAAAGAUCACAAUAUACUGACUACAGCAAAUUACCAUCGUGGGCAAUCCAAUUCAAAGCUUGCAAGACUGGAUGGCUCCAUCAUGAACAUAUCCUGCAUAGAAGGUGGACUGAAGAAUCAUACCAAUGAAAAACUUCUAUACCAUCCACAAAAUCCUGAAGGUUCAAUCAUUUGUGGGAUGGCAGACAUAAUUUCAAAUAUGGAAACCUCCAGCAGCAUACCAUCCAAUAUGUCAUGCCUCCAAUCCUCAAACAAUUCUGAUGAUGAUGCAUAUCUUUCAAACUCUCAAUAUGUUUGUUCUUUAUGUAAAAUACCUUUCCGAAAUGCACAGAAUCUAGAAAUUCACCAGCGAUAUUAUUGUAAAGGAGAAAUUAGUUUGAAAGUAAUGCACAAUGCAUCACCACAACACAGUCCAAAUGCUGCUAUGAAAUAUGGUUCAGUUUCAUCACAUUCUUUAGAUUUGCAGGCACAGAUAAUUGGAAGUAGUGAGGAUGUACGCAAGGCUGGUCAUGCAGUAAAAGGUUCUGGAAUGCAACUAUUAAAUAUUGCCAAGGUGUCUUCCAAAAUUGGGAAACAAGAAUUCAAACCAUCACCAUUAACACCCCCUUCAAGGGAUAGUGGGAAAUCUUCAACAUUAGUGAUGCCUCCUUUUCCAUCACCAGGCCCCCUUCUUGGGAAUACACCUCUUGUGGACAGCUACCACCAACUUAGCCUUCAACAGCAGAAGAAGAGGGAAGACAGUGAUAAUGAAGAAAUACUAGAGGACCUACAACACAAAGGUCCUCUUUUAAAGAGGCGAAGGCUUGAUUCAGAACUUUCAAGAGACACCAGCUCAACAACAUCCUCACCUGACAUCCGACCACUGUCAACCACACCACAUUCUGGCAUCAUGUCUCCCUCAGCUACUACUCUGAGAUCUUUGGAAGAACUUUCCAAGUGCCCAAUGCGUCCUAAUUCUCUUCAGAUGUUUGGAGGCGAGGUUCAGAUCCUUGAUGGUGCUGGUGAAACAAAGACAAUGAGAAUUGAACCAUCAUCCCGAGGAGGCAAGAGUCCAGGAGCACCUGGAGGUGCUGCUGAUCUGAUUCUCAGUCUCCCCAAUCACAUACAUCCUGGAGGAGUACUGAUAUCUUCUGCAAGCAGUAAAGGAGGAGCAGAGUGUGAUGAUGAAGUAGUACCUAGCAAUGUUUCCCCACACAUUGUUGUCACGAUUGCAAGAUCUGGCCUUCAUUCUGGUGGAACCAUUGUUCAGGUGCCACAGAAGUUAUCAAAUAAUUCCUGCACUGUGUCCAGUGGGCUUGUGAAACCCCCUCGGACAUCAGGUGGCAGCAUCAAUCCUAUAAAUGCCUCCAGUCCAAGAAAUGUUACAUCACCACUUCCAAAACAGCAACAGAAGAAUGUCAGUGGUGGGGGAAUGAUAUUGAAUUCUGCCUCUCCAUCAACAUCUCCUUACUGUACUGGAACACUACUAACUUCAAAUACAAACACAAUCACUAACACCUUUCCAGACACAACCAAACUUCUUGUACCCAUUGUGCCAAAUAUUGCUACUCCAAACUUGGCAGUACCAGGGAUUCCAGCCCCAAAUCUUGGUCAUCAUUUGCCUUUCAUGCCAUUUGCACCUUUCCUGCAAGAUGGUGCACUGUUAAAUCCUCUGACUAGUAUCACAGCUUACAACCCACUGACACUGCCUCCACACUCUGGCAUUCUUCAACAAUCUUCUCAUGUCUUACAAAGUCUAUCCCAUGCUCAAACCAAGGACAAGAAGAGUCCAGGAGCUGUCUGUUCUUCACCAAUCCCACGAGACAGCAGUGUCCCACCUCCUCCCUACUCUGGUGGAGUUGUGACCAUCCUUCAUGGUGGGAAAGCAAUUCCUUAUGUUCCUGGAAUGCCUGGACCGCAUACCUUACUUCCAACAGUACCAUCUCCAGUUUCAGUCAGAAAAGAGUCAUCACCACAACCACUUGAUCUUGCAAGUCCUUCACGAGAGUCACAUUCUUCGAAAAUCACAGAUCAAACCAAGGUAACUCAGCCAUCUGUAUCACUUCUUCCUAAAAACUUGAAAGUUUCCAUUACAUCAUAUAUAAACACUGUGGCCCCAAUUCCAUCUAGUCAUUAUCUGAAAGAUGAUCUUCCAAGAAUUGUCAAUUCUAAGGUAUCUGCAAGCACUUUGCUGAAGAUACCCAAAACUCCCUCACAGCUGAUACCAAGUAUUAAAAUUGAUACACCUUUACCAACCACUAAUCAUUGCACUGACAGUACUAUAGGCGAAGAAGCUACACAGAAUACCACAAACUCAGCAUCUCCUGUACAGAAAAUGUCAAAAGGAAUAAGACCAGAUAUUGUACCAAUGAUGGCACCAAAAGAAAUUGGAAGUGAGAAGGAGGAAAAGUCGAGUAAAGAGUUGGAAGAUGGAAGAGCAAAGAAGAAUGAAAAAGGAGAUGAAAAUGCUGAGCAUUCCAAGACCAAAGGAAGCAAUAGUGGGAUCAGACCAAAGUUCCUCAGACCAACAACACUGCCUUUGAAGCCAGGGACAUUUGUUCCAAAGAAGCAUCAUGGAACAGGGCUUACCCCAACAGGAACAGUUCUGUCACUCGUCAGUCCUGAGACACCACGUCCCAGGAAAUCAUAUGGGCAGCUGUACUUGAAUGGGCAUGCAUACACUUACUUAGGCCUCAAAUGUUCAACAAGAGUCUUCUACUGCACGCUGAACAGGCCUCAGCCAAUGUAUGUGCCUCAAACUCCUGAACAUGCCAAACUGUCCAUGUACUCCAAUUGGAAGGUUUGUCUUGAAGCUGAUCCAAAUCCAUUCGGAUUAGAUCCGGGGCAUGCAAUGGCAUUCUAUGAUUCAAGACAUCGACCUACAGCUUACACUAUUGCCAAACCAUCUGAAAAUAAGCCCAUGAUACUGACUCAUUCAUCAUAUUGGCUGGAAAGAAACCAGGUGCAACAAAGUGAAAAGCUGAAAGCUGAUAAACCUCAUGGGGAUACAGGGAAAGACACUGGGACCAAGACAGAUGGAGCCGAGAAUUCAGGUUUGACAGGUGAGCCUGCACCACGCAGAGUCAAGAUUUUUGAUGGAGGUUUUGAGUCUAAUGAGGACUACAUAUAUGUCAGGGGAAGAGGCCGUGGUCGUUACGUGUGUGAGGAGUGUGGAAUUCGAUGCAAGAAACCAUCUAUGCUAAAAAAGCAUAUACGGACUCACACUGACGUUCGACCUUUUACAUGCAAACACUGCAGCUUCAGCUUUAAGACAAAGGGUAACCUAACUAAGCACAUGAAGUCCAAGGCCCAUUACAAGAAGUGCAUGGAGCUUGGAAUAGUACCAGUACCAACUGUUGUUGAUGACAGCUAUAUUGAUGAAGAGUGCCUUUCUAGACAGCAAGCAUUACGAGCAUCUCAACAUGGAGAUGGAGAAACAGAUUCAGAUGAAAAUGAAGAAGAGGAAGAGGAUGAAGAAGAUGAAGAGGAAGAUGAAGAAGAGGAACAGAAUCAGGCUGAUGGAGAUGAUACAAACAUCGGUAAGGGUAAACUUGAACGUGAAGCUGUGCGUGGUCUGCUGAGUCUGUCGGAGUCUACGCGUGUUAACUCAUCAUCAGGCCAGUACAUCUCAGCAGGGUUGAUCCCCCUCUCUUCAACCUGUGGCCGCCCCACUACAUAUCCCUACAGCUUGACUCUACUCAUACCGAACUGCCAUGAAACUUCUUUCAAUACACCACAGACACCAACCCUAACAGCAGUGAGUGCUCAGACAGAGCGAGAAAAGGUAUCCAGAAACACUGGAUUAGCACUGGAGUUGCAUAGUGGGGGGGAAGGAAAGUUAAAGGAAGAGGGGAGAGGGUCCAGUAUGAUCCGCCGGAGGGGUAACGCAGCUGCACUUGUUCUGAUUCCACCACAGCAAGGUGAUACCAACAGGUAUUAUUUUCCUUCAUGUCGCACACCAACCAUACCAGUUGCAAUGUUUAGCAAAAAUGUGACAGAUGACAAACCUUCGGUUGACUAUGGAUCAGAUUCAGACUAUGAUCAGGAUAAUUCAAGUGCAGCAUACACAGAUGAUGAGGACAGUGAGAGGAGUGACAAUUCAGAGAGAGACAAACCUCUUUCAGAAAGAAGUACAAAUGAAAUGGAAACAAUAGAGGCUAACUCAUCAGGCUCCUUGCAGCCAAUGGAUCUCAGUAAUAAAACUCAAAUGACAUCAAAUUCAAGGAAAACUUUAACAAACUUAAUCCCUUACAUCCCUCCUUCUCUAUCAACAAAUGGUGCCAGGACUCCUACUACUCCAAUCUCAGAGAUACUGACACCUGUAUCAGAACCCGCCAUUCUCCUUGCUUCGUUAUGCAGCUCAGUGGAACGUUUUCCAGUUCCCAAUACAAUGCUUGCGCACAAAUAUCCUGACCCAGCAGAAACCACAAUGCUCCAAGCUUAUCUUACAGAACUUGCGUUGCAAGAUGUACGCAUGAAGCAGCAUCAGUACCAUCACCAUGGUUACAUCACAACAACAUGCACAACAGUGUCAUCAUCAUCAUCAUCAUCAUCAUCCACUGCAUCAAUACCAAUGCAAGAAAUAACUGUUGUAACAAGAUCCUUGUCUCUACAGAAACCUUCAGUAGAUAAGGAAACUACUCCAAAAGAAAAUGGCAGGGCUGUUCCUAUCAGGAUACCGUGGCCUGCUGGUGAAGUAUUCAGUGUAGGGAUUAAAGAUAUGGAGUCUGGUGUGUCAGAAAAAGUGAACAUUCAGGAGUCUUUAGAACAAGUAAAUGGCUGUAAAACACUAGCAUCAAGCAGUGAUGCUGAAAAUGAAAAGAGUUUAGCUUCCUCUGAAAAGACAAAGGUCAAGGAAAGUGCAUUACUGAAAAUACCAACAUCCACAGUUGGUGAAAACAUGUCUUCGACAAAAAUGGGCCUGGUACCAAUGAGCAGUAAUAAUAUUGUAAGGAAUGUUGUGGUUGGUGGGAUUGGAUUUAGUGGACACCAGCCGGCUUCCCCUCCAACCUCAACAACAAGUGCUACCAUUGCCACCAAAACCUCAUCCCCAACAAAACCCAAAGCUGAAUUCUUACCUCCUUCAAGUGGACCAUCACCAAGUUAUGUCAGCAUGAAGGAGGAUGGACGUAGCAUUUGUGUCAUCUGUAAUAAAAUCUUUUCCAAGCCAAGUCAGCUCCGUCUCCAUGUUAACAUCCAUUACUUUGAACGCCCAUUCCGUUGUGAGUCAUGUGCUGUCUCUUUCCGCACCAAGGGACAUCUUCAGAAACAUGAACGCUCUGUUAGUCACCAGAACAAAGUAAGCAUGAACUCAACUUUUGGUACCCCAACCACUAUGAACCCACGUCCUUUCAAGUGUGAUGACUGUAAGAUCGCAUUCCGUAUUCACGGACAUCUGGCGAAGCACCUGCGAUCCAAAAUGCACAUCAUGAAGCUUGAAUGUGUUGGGAAGCUUCCAUUUGGUACAUAUGCUGAAAUGGAACGUGAAGGCAUAAGCCUUAAUGAAAUUGAUACCACUGACUGUGACAACUCACUGGAGAGUCUUCAGGUCCUUGCUCAGAAACUGUAUGAGAAAGAUCCUACCAAACUUGGUCAAUGGGAUGGUGAGAGAGGUGAGAUUCUGACAUCUCAUCCCCUUCCACAAAUGAGUGGGGGUGAGACAUCAUCAGAUGAAGGCGAGCCUCUGCUGGGAUGUCACAGUCCCCCUAACAUUAUACACAGCAGUGGAGCUGGUGUCCAGGUCCCUGAACUUGGUCCAAACCGUGACAUUCUGCUGUUACGUUCAGGUGUUACAAAUGUUAGCUUCAUUAAGCAAGAGUUUGGGUAUGAGAAGAGAGAAGAUACUUCUUCCCUUAGUGGAGACCCCAGUUGCAAACACGACAUGAGGAAAGAUAUUUUGAACCAAAACCCAUCAAAACUCUGUAUGUCUACUGAAAGUGUUGAAUCCUCCACCCACGGCAACAGGGAAUUUGUUACUAAUCGCAGUACUUCAGAACACUUAGCUUCUAACUACCAGCAAGAAAUAAGCGAUGUAAACGCUUCAGAAAGGAACAAUGCAGUCAUUAAACCUCAACAAAGUACAAGGUGUCCCUCUGCACGACAAUUUAGCCAAAAUCAAUUAAAUAAACCAGAGCAUGUAUUUCCGGUGUCUGAAGUAGAUGGAAAUAAAGGUAACGGUGAUCAGCUGUCAAAUUAUGAAGUGGAGAGAGCAAAUGGAGUGGAAGAGUCCUUGAAUGUAAGACAGAGGGGUGGGAACAUCAGUGACAUUCAGCAUCCACAGGAAGCAGACUACGAGGAUGCCUCUGAUGGGGAUAAUGAUGGUGGACCAAACUCCAGGUUCAGCUGUUCACUCUGCAAGCAGACAUUACCUAAUCUCGGAGCUCUCCAGGUCCACUCAUUUGUCGAGCAUGACUCAAGCACGGACAUGACUGAGGAUGUGUCACAGUCCACUGCUACCAGUACCAAACCUGAUAAUACUAUAGUGCUCACAACAAAAGUGCCAACAUUACAUAACCAAAAAUUAAACACACCAUUAUCAGUUUCAUCUGAUGAAAUGAACAAAUCCUCGACUGUUGACUGUCAAAGUCACGUUCGUAAAAGACCUUCCAUGACAGACAGCAGUAAAGAAAUACAGGACUCCAGUAUCCUUGAACCAUUUUCCAAAAGGCCUACACCUGAUUGUCAGGAUUUCAAAAUGUCCAGUCCCACCAAUAUGCCCACAAUGGAAAGAUACAAUUGUGCAGGUGUAGAUGAGUUUAACAAAAGAGACAAUCUGAAGAGUGAUAGUGAUUCUAUGAACUUGAAAAGUAGGGUGAUGGCAGCAAGUGGUGAUGAUCAGGGAAGUAAACUGACCACUGAGAAUUACCAGAUGACUUCAGAGGAAGAAAUUAGGAGUUCAAGAUAUAAAUUAGUGGCUAAUAUUCAUGCUAAAGCAAAUGGGAGUGAAAAAAUACAAAAGAUGGAAGUGGAAGACUCAAAUUCUGAAAAGGACAGUUGCUUACAAUUGAAACGAAAGGUAAUGGUAGAGGAUACAAAAGGUGUUUCAGUAGAUCAUGUGAUGGAAGCAUGUGUUACACUAGAUGAUUUAGAUAUACAGUGCCAGAGGUCAGAAACUAAUGCUAGUAGAACAGAACUGAAGGUGCAAAGUUCCGAUGAAUCCAGACAACAAAACACAGAUGAAAGUGCCAAAAGUGAUCAGUCUGCCACAAGGGAUUAUUGUGAAUCAGUGGACAGUAGACAGUCACCAACAAGAGAGCAGCAGAAAGGGGUCAGUAGUGCUCCAGACAGCCAUCAGACCAAGCUCAACUGUGAUCUCUGCGGAAAAGUGCAAUCGUGCCAGGAAUCUCUUCAAAAACAUGUCCUAUCCCAUGCUCAAGCUAGGCUGUUUGUUUGUGAAAUCUGUGAUGCCAGUUUCAUCUCUCAGCAGAUACUUCAGAGCCAUCUAGUAAUGCACCAACAAAAGGACAAACUGACCACUUCACAGUGACUGUUGCCUAUUUCUGUGUACUAUAAUGGAAUAUCUCAACUUGGGUGAAAUGUUAUGGGACACAUCCGAAAAACUACUUGUAAUGAUGUUAUACUUGUGUUGGUAAUACUGUUGGGUGAUCUUUUCAAAGCAUGUACCUUGAGUAAUCAUUUCCUUUGGCUUAAGUGAAUGAUGAUUUUCUUACCUCAGACAUGUAGUUGAGACUAAGAUUUGAAAAGGAAUGUUACAACAACUUUUCUGGACUAAAUGGAUACUGUUAUCCUGUUUUUGGCUUUGUGUCAAACAGUGCACUGAAUAUGAUGAUAAACAUUAGACCACUAAAUAUUUUAAAAAUAUACUUCCCAACUCUACAGUUAUAACAGAAAAGAGAUAAAUUGUACCCUGCUGUUAAAUCUUAAUAUAAAUCCACAUACGUUUCAUUAUUUGAUUAUUACAUAUCUGUAACAUAGAUACAUUAAUUUUAUUGAAAUGUCUGUUUAGAACAGCCUAAGCAAUCUCUUAAUCUCAAAGGAUAAAUAUAAUGUAUAGAAUGUACUGUACUCUAAAAAUAAAUAGAUAAAAGUGUAGAUUUUAAAAUAAAUUUAGAUUUUUGGAUCCCUAGUACAUGUAUAUACUGUUUGCAUGUACUAAACUUACAACUAAGCAUAAAUAAACCUUGAGUGGGGCUUACACCGAAUUCAGCUCAUGUUUGUUUAGCACUUUGAGUACACCAGAGUUUAGCAUAUAGUUUAAUUAAUUACUGAUAAUAGAAUUCUUACAUGUUGGUUAUCAGUAUAUUGAGUCAGUGAGAAUAAAAUAGUAACUAUUUAAGAAUAUUUUAACAAUUUUUCUUGUGAUGUUCUCUGGCCUACAUUCUCUUCAAAAUACAUCAAUGUGGCCCUCAAGUAAAAAAUAAUUUCUCACCCCUGAUCUAAAUAGUUCUUAAUUAUUAAUAUAUUUUGAAAUUAGGUCAGCCUGCCACAAGAUUUUACUUUCAGUUUUAAUUACGUGACUGAAAGGCAUACAAAUUACAAAAAUUUGUUUUAGAGAAUAUUAGUGUAUGCAAAUAGGCCUAAUAUGUGACUCAUGGAAGGAACUGUGACCUAUUGUGGCAUUAUAUUGGCAUUUACACAGAGACGUUCACAGUCAGUUUAGACAGGCCCAGCCAUAACUAAAACUGGUCCAGUAUACCUAAAAUGUGUUAUCCUAUUUGGUAUCACAUUAUUUAACAUCUGUCACAUGGGAAUAGGGGUUUUAAUUCCCCAUACUGCAAAGCUGCUGGUGGACUUCAGAUGUGGGGUUAAUAGUAUGCCAAUGUGUCACACAGUCCGCUACACCACGUGUAUGCCCAAGCUAUAUAUGUUUGUAAAUAGAACAGUGUGAGUUCCAACCAUAAUGUUCCCUGCCCUCCAUUAAAGAAUUAUCUCCCAAUUAUAUUAUUUUAUUCUUAUUUCUUCUCUGUGUUUGAUGUAAAUCCAGAACAACAGGUUUUGCGAAAGCAGUUCUCAGUCGUCAGAAUCAAAUCUAAGUUGCUAGUUUAUUUUAAUUUAAUACUGUUAUCUGGUUUUCAUGAAAUAGAAUCCUUUACUCUGUAUAAAAAAAGUUUACACAAUACUUAUUGCUCUCAAUACAAACUGUAAAAUGUUCCAGAAAAUUAAUAUUGAAUGGUGGUUGAUAGGAUUUAAUAAAGUUGAAUGGAAUGUAGAGGUGAGUUUAUAUCUGAUGGUGACUCAGCAGUAGAUGAGUAAAGAAAGGAUAGAUACAGGACUAAGAAAACCACAAAAAACAUCUUCCGGGAGAGCCCUACCUACUAUAUAUCCCAUGUGAACUGCUUUGGUCCCAGGAAAUGGUCUGUUUGUUGACUGUUACCUACAUUGUGAUGCUGUCACAACCCAGAAGACCACAACCAACUCUUACUGUAUGUUGUCUGUGUUGAUAAUUCUGUGUGCUAAGAGAAGACUAGUUACAUCUGAGUUGGAAAAUUUUUAUAUUGAAUUAGAGCUUGAUAAUCAAGCCACAUUAACACUGUGAGCCAUCUUUUUAACAUAUAAUUAACUAAAUACAGCACUAUUGUGGAAAGAUUCUCAACUGAACACUUCUAUAUAAAACAAAAACUUCACACUGCUGUGUAUACAAAAAUAUAUUUCUUUUUUUCCCCUUCUUUUUUUCAUUUCUGUAAAGGGCGUGAUACUUUUCGAUACAAAAUAAGAGAAGCAAAACAAAUACCUGUUAGUGCCAGGGCUCAACAAACUCACUUAUUUGCUUGCCUGUGUUGAGUGAAAAACUAGGGCAAACAAGUUAAUCUUUAGUUUGUUUAAUUGAUAAUCUCUCCAGCUUUAUGUUUUGUUUCUCCACAGACACUGAAGAGUAAAUUUUUAACUGAUGUGGGUUUGAGGGAUUUUGUUAACAUGACACUGAUGUGUUUGAAUAGUGGGCUAUAGGAAAAAUAUUAGAAGCACAAUUUGCUGGUUGUUUUUCAUCAUUAUGUGAAUGAUACAUUCUUUGUUUCACUUUUUACUGUUCUGAUACAUGUAAGAUGCUAAGAGCAGCCAAUACACUGUGUUAGGCUAAUUGUAAUAAGUUGUUUGCUGACAAUGAUGGUACAUGACAGCUUUUCUUGUGGAGGAAAUAUCUGAUGAGUAGAAUUUUUCUCUGAGUGGUGAAAUGAAUCAAUUUUUUUUGAGCUGUAAUUGAUUCUGUAAUAUUUACAUGGCAUAUAUUAAUUCUGUAACUUGAUGAAACACGUUACAGAAAUUUAUAUUAGACAUCAAAUUUUAAACCCAAUUCUGAUGUUAACCUUUUACUGUGCAGAGCUGUAUACUAAACAUCUUUAAAUUUUCUCACUUUCUAAUGUUUUUUAAAUGUCUCCAAUGACUGAAUCAUUACACAGCAGCUGGGUUGAUCACUGUCCAUUGUCAGGAGUAUAUUUAAUAUAACAAUAUUGGGAAUUUGCUCUGCUCCAUUGUAAAGUGAUUGGUUGUUAUACUAACAGAUAUUCUUCCUUAUUUUCAGUACAGUAGCAGCAGUUAUAGACCUUCAAACCUUUUGGAGAUGUUUACACCAGAGAUUGCUAGCUGUAUGCCCACAGGCAUCAUUGUACCUGAGAGCAUGUGAGAACUUUCAUGUAAGCAGCUGAGGGACGGGGAGUUUGAUCAUUGUUUAUACCUUGCCAUAUCUGGAGUAAGGUUAAAAGCAUACACUGCAUAUCCUUAAAAGUUGGUGCUUUUAAAUGAAAAAUGUUUUGGUGGGAGUAUAAACAUAUGGUGCCCAGUUUGAUUUUAAAUAUCGUUCUAGUUGCCCUCACCCAUAAGAGAUAGCAAUCUCUGAUCUAACACAUAGUUAAAAGACACAUAUAUGGCAAGCUUAAUUUAUUACUGAAUAACAGUUAUGACCCAAUAAAAUUUCUGUGUUUAUGGUACAAACAGUAAAUAUCAAUUAUCAGAUCUGCAAAACUGUUACAUUAAUAAAAGAAACAAUAUAGUAUUUGAUAAUGACAUGGAGAAAAAUAUAAUUAAAAAAUUAUCAUUUGGUGCAAGUCAGUGCUUUGAAAUGAUCACUCUCAUAAUACUAAAUGUAUAAUUUGCUCAUGCAGCUUGAUUCAAAUCUCUAACAUUGCUGUUCUUUCUUAUACAUUAAGUAUUUUGUGUACAAUUUUGGAAUUAUGUCUCUUGUUUGAAUUUUAUAAAACAAGGAAGUCUUAUGAUUGUUAUAAAUAGUUAUGUUGUUGUUUUCUUGAGAUUGUUACAAAAAUAUUUCUUAGUGAUCAUGUUUUGAAAAUGACACUAAUUAACUUCAGCUGUCACCUAGCAAGACUUCCUACAGAAUACUGUCCAUUAGUUGCCAAAAGUUUUUAUCCACCCCCUCUGAUUCCUUUAACCUGCUUCAGUAUUGAGUGGGAUCUUUUUAAAUGAAUAACACAGAAAUGUAUGCAUGCAAAGUUUUGUAAAAUUUAUGGCUGAUAAUGGCUUCAAGUUUUCAUAUUUGUACAGAAAAGAAAUAUUCGCAGAAAAUACUGAGAAGCCAUGUUGUUGAAUGUAGGCAUUUUUUACAUAUAAUAAGAGAGGACAUUAUUUCUGUACAUAUUACCCAUGUUUCCUAGUAGAACAGUUUUAUGAUAAAAUAUUAUAUAUAAAUGCUAUUUAAAAUUAUAAAUAUCAUUAUUUUGUAAAUAUGUAUUACCGAAAGAAUUUUUUGACAAAAUAUGGCAUACCUAUUUCCCAAAACUGGCUUUUACCCAACACACAAAACCCACAUAAUUUUUAAGUCAUACUGUAAUUGCAACUUAGACACACUGCAGUAUGCACUGGAUUUGUAAACUGUGUAUUCCUUUUAUAUGUAAACAUUUGUAAUCUUUUGACUUCACUAACUUGUGUAGAAUCAAUCUGGAACCUCUUUAUUUUUUAAAGCAGUGGUCUCCAAAAUGUUCUACCUGAAGACAUAAGUUUUUUUGUAAACUUUGAUCGAUUUGAGCCAUAACAACAGGUAGAAUGGUUGUCAUUAAGAAGCAUUUUCUGUACUACUUCCUUAAGGGUCCAUAACCCUGUAUCUUUUAUGACAGAGCGUGGUUUCCAGAAGAAAGUGUCUGUAGUAUUUCUAACCUGUGUUACACAAGUAACUGAGAUUUGAUAUUGUUUCAGGGAUGUGAAACAUGUCUUAGAAAAUAAAUUGCCCAUAAAGUAUGUUCUGGGUUUGGGGCAGAUAAUGCAAACUUGAAUUUUAUUAGGAGUCAAUAGUGUUAUGUUAAAUGACUGCAGAGAGGUGGUCAGAAAUACUGUAGCUUUUGUUCUGAACUUCUGCCCAGAGGGUCAUACAUAUCAUGCCCACACUACUGCUACUUUGGAAUUUAAACCUUUGUUUAUGUACAAAGGCAGUGAAUGAGACUAUAAUUUUUAAGUUCAUGCUCCACAACUAAAUCAGUAAUGUUGUUGGGUGUACAUGUUAUUCUUGUUUACAGUAGGAAAGUAAUCGUUUCUCAGAGAAAAACUAUAUCAUUACUGUUCAAAACUUCAGGAAGGUUAGUUUCUGAUGGAGAGUGAAAACUUCAUUGAAAUAUAUAUAACUGAAGAUUUCUGUCUUCAUACUCACCACUGUCAAAACCUCAAAUCAUGCAUACAUAUAACUGGCUAUGCAAAAUGCAGAAAGAAGAAAUGGGAUAGUACAGAGUCAUUGAAAAAGAACUCCCUACAUUCAAUGUACAAUAACUUGUGAAAUAUGAAACAAAAUGAGAUCCCUUUUUAUAUCUGCAGAAACUCAGUUUUCUGCCGUCCUUACCGAGUCUUGAUUUGAGCACUGUUUGUAGUCCCGUAGACAUCCAAGAAGUAUUCCAUUUUGUCUGUUUUAUGAUUAAGCAUGUCUGAAUUAUAUGUCACAAAUUAAAUGACAUCUUUAACUUUAAAACUAGUACUAGUUCUUUUUCAAUAACCCUGUUUUUGGUAGUAACUCUUUCUGGUACCAGCCUUAUGUGUGGUAAUAUAAUUUUGCUUUUAAUACAAAUUCCAAACACUCAGCAGUUACCUGGCAUAACAUGUGUCCCCACAGGUUGGAGACCACUCAACUAAGCUAAUGUAUCUACAAGGCACACUGUUCCUUUCAAUACGUGUGGACAGCUUGAGAAAUACUGUUGAACACAGGACUUAAUUUGUGAUUGAACACAGAACAUUUACAGAAAGUGUUAAUUAAUUUAAUUGAAGUAAGAUGGAAAGAAAGAGGUAAGGAAUGAAUACAAAAGGUUCAGCCACUUCCCACAGGAAAUAUGUAGUGAAAUUAUUUACCGAGUUUUAAAAAAAUGGAUACAGAGAAAAUGUCAAAUUUCAAGUCAUGUUCAUUUGGCUUGAAAAUUUACAAAAUCCAUCUUACAGAAUUAUUCAGGUUUAUAUAUGGACCUAGGUUUUAAUAUAUCUUGGACCAAAUAAAACACGUGAAUAUCUCUGAAAGCAUAUUGGAUACAUAUUCUUACAUUCUUUCAAAUGAAGUGGGGAAUUUUGUGGAAAUCCAAUGUGUCAUCAGAACAGGCUGCAACACCCAGGGACCAAAUACACAAACAAGAUGAAUACUUAACAGACCAUUUACAAAAUAAGAGGCACUCCUUAAUACAACAGAGAUUUGUUGACUGGGCACUUUUAUUUGGGAAUAUGUAAAUAUGACUAAAUAAAAGAAAUUGGAAAUACAGGGUUUUAAAGAAAUUCAACACUGUGUGGGGAGUCUGAUUCUAAUAUUCAACGUGCAACACUAACUGAAAUGUCCCGUAUAAACUGUAUUGACUUAGAGGAGUGUACUUUAUGUCAGAUAUCCAAAAUCUGCAGCCAUUUUGGCAUGUAGCCAAUGUCUGGUCUAAUAUUUUAAUUUGUUAUAUUCUUGCCAAGCAUUGUUGAUAGAAGUGGAUGCCACCACGUGAUAUAUGUCAUGGCUACCUGGCACCCAGAAUGUGUUAAGUCGUGCAUUAUGUGAAUGCGAAUUGCAAAGCUGGUUGUUAUGUACCAUGCAAAAGAUGAAGUGAAAUAUGUAAUGUGACAUAGGCAUAUGAACUGAAGAAGACUAACCCUUCCCAGGAAUUAAUCCAGAGGCCUUGUAAAUAUAAAGAGAAGACACUUUAUCAUGGAGCAAACUUCAAUGCACUUCUGCAUUUAAUACUAGAACUACAUGAUACAGUGCAAGUUAUCCUUUAAUUAAAAUAAAAUUUAUUUUGUUACAUCAUUCAGUUGCUGUUCUGAACAUGUGUCUGGCUGUUUCCAUAUAAGUCUCAGAGUAUCAAUGCAUUAGCAAAUGCCAUGUAUCAACAGUAGUUCCUUAACUGAGCAGCACAGUACAUUAUGUGUCUCGGAAAAGACAAACAUUCCAUGUACAUAAAACAUGAUACUUCACCAGCCAUGAUGAUAUUAAUAAUAUGGUCAUCUGAAACGUAAGCAAGAAUCCAACUUCUACAGGUGCAGAAUCAAUAAUGAAUCACCAUUAAAGCUUAUAAUCAGGAUAUUCUAAAAUCUGUUUGAUAGAUCACAUGUUAGAGCACAUGUGCUUUAUCAUCAUAUUGAUUUUUCAUGGCCUGAUUCUCAUCAACUUUGUCAUACAUUUACUUUUAUUAUUGAAGAAGGUAACCACCCAUAUUUCUGAGCAAACAAAUGGAAUAUCGUGUGUGAUUUAUAUGUUGAUCAACAAAAGUAUCUGUAUAAUAUCCACAAAAAUCUUGUUAUUUCAUAGUUGUUUCUGUAUACAAUCUGAUGAUUCUUCUGUUUAUUGAACUAAACUUUAUAUACUUGUUAUGUAAAGGAUUAAAACAUACCAUUUUCUGAGAUACUGUGCUGUAGAUAUUUUAAUAAUGAAAGUACCAUGUAAAAUUACAUUUUGAUGUCUGGGUCUAGUUUAUGAAUCUUACAGUAUUUCUCAAGUUGUUUUGGAUAUAUUUACCCUACAUAUGUUUAAUGGGAUCUUCAAAAUAUGCUGAAUUGGUAUCUUCCAGUGAACAGUAUUAUGCAUCAAAACAUGAAAUCACCACACACAUAUAAGUAUAUUGCACGAAAACUAAUUAGUUUUGUAAGAACCUAUUUGUAAGGCUUCCAGAUAAUGUGUGGGGAAAAAUUGCUCAGAUUGAAAGUUAACCCAGCUUCCUUGUUAUUAAUUACAUGGUAACAUAUUUGUAUGUCCUCUUGAAAAAUUAUAACCCAUACAAACUUUGAGUAAUUGUGUUUCAUGAAUGUUAUCAUGUUACUAUUUCUGCUGUAAUGACAUAGGAACCUUAAAAGAAACUGAUUGUAUGGGCAUUUAUUUUUGACUGAGAAAGAAAAAUAUCCAUCUACAGGUAUUGAUUCAUAUCAGUUAUCAACUACUAACUUCUAUCACUAUGGACUUGUGACCCCUUCCCUUCUGUCACUACUAAACUAUACCAAUGUUUACCUCAAAAAUGCCUUGAAUGUAAUUAAGUCAUUGCUCUUGAAAAUAUAAACAUGUAAAUCUAGUAGUAACUUUAAAUACAGUUUUGAAAGACUUUGCCUCAUUAA